AUGGCGCAGGACAGGCGUAGCAUGCUGCUCGACAACCGCAUCGGGGAGUCGGAGCAGGAGCUGGUGCGGCACAAUUUGCUGCUGUUGGAGGACCUCAUUCCGUCCGCUCUCGUCUCCUGCCUUAUGGACCUGGCGGUGAAACGAAAUCAAAUGCCCCCGUCCCACUUCUUUACAUUGUUUCCAAGACUCUUUAAUUGCAAGGGGAAUCUUUCGCCUUCGGACCGCAUCGCAAGAACCUUCUACGCGCGGCUCCUGGGCCUCGUCAGAGGAGAGUCAUGCCCUUUACCGGUGGCCGCGACACAAAGUGCUCGGAGCCAAAGUCGCACCGAGGCCCCUCCAGGCUACUGGGUAAAGGUGCCGGAUGCUGUUUUUGUCCCGACUGCUGGCACUCCGGGUGUGGAACAGGUUUCUCAGAGCUUGCUGGACAAUGUUGUGGAGUGUUUGCUCCGCUGCAGCGUCCCGCUGGUGGAUGUCCCCCAGCCUGUUUUGGAAUCGAUUGAACGAGUCCUAGAGCCACGACAGCCUGUCAUCUUGACACCGGCGUGGCUCCGGCAGUAUCUGCGGUCUGCAGCAGGCGGCAAGCAGACCCACAUGCUCAAGAAGCAGCAGGCUUCGACGGUCUUUUCGGAGCUGACGCCAGAGAAUGUGGCCAGCUUCCUGGAGUUCUGCAUGGCUGAUGGCAAGACUGCUGACUUGCAAGGUGUGCCCUUGCUGCUGUGCGAUGAUGAAUUGACGGUGCAUGUAUUUUCCAGCGAUGCGCAAGCCGUGUUUUUCCCUCAAAGUCAGCUGGAGCGCCGGCUUUUCCCGAACAAGGAAGGGCGGAAGCUACUUCUCUCUGUGAGGUUGGAGUCCCGACCUGUCGUUUGGGCAAAGCUGAGGGAACUUGUGCAGCGAGAGAGUUCAUCUUUCCAGUGCAAGGUGGUGACUUUUGAGCUGCUCAUUGCAGCUUUGCAGUCGCUCCUGCCUCGCACUUGGAAUGAUCCCGUACCUCAGGUUACUUCUUCGGACUACUCAGAUUGGAUCGAGGACUGGCUUCAGGCUAUGUGGAAAUGGCUAGAUGCGAAAGAGAUUCCUCUUUCACGGCUAGUUCACUGGCCCCUGAUUCCGAGCCUAUGCGAUGGGUCCAAAGUAGACCUGUUCCGAAUACCUGAAGCCCACAAAAAAGUCCUCUUCUCGGACAGCAGGCCUCGGAAACCACCGCCUCCACCCCCGCCAGGCCAACCGCCCAGCUUGGUUCCGGCCCAGCCAUCCCAGCCAUCCCAGCCUUCCCAGCCUUCCCAGCCUUCGCCUUCCAGUCCUCCAGAAAGACAGACGCCCGAGACGCCCGAGGCGCCUGUCGCACCUCAGCCAAGCACUUCGGAAGUUCAGCCGACACCCGUGCUCAUGCAAGAGCUCCUUAUGGCACUCCAGUGCCGUCCGGUCUGGGAGCCUGCAUGGAUACUGGAUCAUCACCAGAAGCAGCUUCGCACUUGUGUGCACGCUUCAACGUACGAGGGCUUUCUACGAAGCAUCCACUAUGCAGGCAGGCUUCUGUCUACUUCCAAGGGCGACCAAGGCGACAAGAGACUGAUGAGGGCCGCACUUCACUCGUCCCUCUGCAAGGGCAUUGGUACAUUGGGUGGUGCAUCCGGUACAUGGCAUGCUAGGGCUUUGCUGCUGGUAGCUGCAAACGUCCAGCGCGAGGGUUGCACGUGCGAAACAGCCACAGCUCCCAAUUGGAAGCUACGAUGCGAUGCUUUGUCCGGGCUCCCCUUGUUCUGCAAGUUUAACCAGCCUUUGCAGCGACUCUGCUUGGACAGAGCACUGGUCCUGCCUCCUGAGACCUGUCCACAGGUGGUCUCUGCUUUGCGAGCUGCACAGACAGAGCUGGCUUGCGCCGAGAUCCCCGAGGAUGUGCUUUCUGCAUUGACGGCCCCCGAGUCGGCGACGGUGUCGUCCCUUUUGCGGGAUCUGAGCCUGCCAAGGCUGAAGUGGGCAGACUUGCUGCAGGAGCAAGUCUUCCCCUGGGCAACAAGCCCUUCCAACAACGUGGUCGUGCGCCAAGGCCUGAUGAGGGCCUUGGUUUAUCACUGGCGAGAUAUGGAAUUGAUGGGCCACCAAGCAUGCUUGGAGGCACUGCAGCGCAUUCCAUUCGUAAGUACUGUCGGGGGAAGCAUCAUGUCGCCCGCUGAUGUGCUGGAUCCCACUGUGGAGAAGCUGCGCGCCUUGUAUGGGCCCGGUGAUUUUCCGGGACCUUUUCCAGACAGUCGCUGGCUGUCGGCAGAGUGCCGUGCAGUGCUCCACUACAGGACUGAGUUGAGUUACCAAGAGAUCAGUGAGAGACUUGGCUUCCUCCACCAAAUCGAAAAGCAUCGACGCAGCGCAGUCCAACCAGUCCAGCAAGACCAAGAGAAAGGAAUGAAAGGAACUGUUUCGCAGGAGGUUCGAGCAGUUGCCGCGGCUUUGGUGAGGUAUGUCUGCGAUGACGUGUGCCCUGCCUUGAGGGAUGCGCAGGACACGAAGGACACGGAUCAUCGGAAACGGCCCCAGGAAAACCCGCGGCCUUCGGAAGGGGGAUUUUGGCAGGCCCUGGACUUUGUAGGAAUGCUCAGCGCAACUGCAGAAGCUGCGAUAGCUGCGAAGCCGACGAAAGCUACCAAGCUCUCCUCCGAUGAGCUCACGUCGAUCCUGUCCAAACUGCAGCAAUGCUUCUGGCUUGCACCCCUCCCGCGUCCAGAUGGAUGGCCUCUUGAGGCUCCCUGGAGGGGUUCGGAAUGUGGCCUCUGCUCGGCGGAAGAGGUGCGAUUGGCGUCAGAGGAGUAUCUGGUUGGCAUGGUGGGCACAUGCGGUGGUAGGCUCUCCCAUCACUUCAUCGCGAGGGUCUCAGAAAUACCGCAUCUAGCCAUCAGCCACCACGGAGCCAGUUGCCUUGGUUUCGGGAUGAAGGAGUGCCUUGGCCUGAUGAACAAGCCAAGCGACGACUUGAUGAAGAAGCAGCUCGAGAAGAUACAGGAAUGGGUGUCAACCCUUUCGGAUGAGAAGAAAGAGGUGAACUCCCCAUGGAUUACUCGGUGCCUAUAUGACUAUCUCUAUCCCAACUUCUUGAGCGCUGCACGCGCAGAGGCUUUUGCCCGCGACAGCAACGAGCAGCUGUGGGUGCCACAGGGAGGCUUCCUGCCCAUGUGCAGGAUAGCACGGCAGCAUAUCGAGUUUCCGCCGCAUUUGGUGAAGGCCCCCCCGGAGUGGAGGGAGAAAAUCCCUGCUCUAUGGUCCAAAGUCAAGGAGAGCUUCGGAGUAAGAGACUGCAGUGAGUCCCUUGACCCUGAACCUCUGGACAGUGCUGUUCGCCUUGUCCUCGCCAUCUCGGACAUGUUGCAGCAGGAGCGCGCGGAGCACGCCGGCGCUGCGGCCCAACACAGCAAGCUCGACAUCCUGAUGCCGACAACGGAGUGUGCGCUGCGCUCUGCCCGCGACUGCGUCUUCAACAACAUGACAUGGCUCCCAGACGUGGAGACAGCAGACCUGAACCUUGGAAGCUACGGCCUUGUACAUCAGAAGAUCUCUCAUGCGGUCGCCCACACCUGUGGCUGCAGAGGCCUCUCGCUGGUCUAUGCCCGGGAGGCAACGGAGAUGCACGGGGCAGAUUGGUGCGAGGCGGCGGGCCAGAGUGAGCCGAUUACCACACGCCUGAAAAAUUUGCUGAAGGACUACCCGGCAGAUGUGAGCAUGUUCAAAGAGAUGGUGCAAAACGCAGAUGAUGCCAGCGCGACUGAGGUGCAUUUCGUUUGGGACUGGCGCCAGCACAGGAGGCAAUCCUUGCUAACCCCGGACAUGGACCGCUGGCAAGGGCCAGCGCUGUGGAUCUUCAAUGAUGCACAGUUCUCGAGUAAAGACUUUGAGAGCAUCUGCCGCCUCGGUGUUGGCGGAAAACGUGAGCAGAGCAGGAAGAUUGGCAGGUUUGGAUUGGGCUUCAAUGCAGUGUACAACUUCACAGACUUGCCCAGCAUUCUGAGCGAUGAUAUGGUGCUGUUCCUGGAUCCUCAUGUGCAUCACCUGUCCGCCAUGGGGGCAUCUGUGCAGAAACCGGGCAUCAAACUUCGUUUUCUGAAGAUCAAGGUCUUGGAAAAAUUCCGUGAUCAGUUCCUGCCAUACCAUCAGCUCCUGGGGUGUGACCUGGCCUGCUCUCGGCCAUUUCCGGGUACGUUGAUGCGGGUGCCUUUCAGAACUGCGGAGGUGGCAAAGGCAAGCGAGGUGAGCAACAUCCAGAUGGACAAGGCCCUUGCCGCUGAGCUCACUUCUCAGUUCCGAGCAGAAGCCUUCCAAUGGCUACUCUUUCUGCAGAAUGUUGCCAGGAUCCGGCUGUCGGAAAUCCACGAGAACGGUGGGGAGGAUGUCUCGAUGACAACGAUUUGCGAGGUGAAGAUGGCACUGCCCCCAGCAAUGCCUGGCGUGGCUGAGGAGUCGGAGGCGACUGCAGAUGACGUGGCAGCGCCAUCCGGCACAGCUGCCAAGCGCAUUUCUGCCAUCGGCUCUGAUUGUGACGGGGCCCUAGACUUGCGACAGCGCGGCGCCUGCGAGCCUGUAUGCCAAGCAACGGAGUGA
Symbiodinium natans is the source of this 4581-nucleotide messenger RNA. The record is from the annotation of a GenBank genome assembly. NCBI's taxonomy places the organism in Eukaryota, Dinophyceae, Suessiales, Symbiodiniaceae.